Molecule: messenger RNA, 1747 nt
Organism: Lonchura striata (white-rumped munia)
Lineage: Eukaryota; Metazoa; Chordata; Aves; Passeriformes; Estrildidae
Source: RefSeq, a predicted model, not a curated record
CCUGAUUUUUACCAUAUUUUUUUUCGCACACGUGGAGGAGCGCGUGGAUUUCCUACCAUGAUCUUGGCAAACGCCUUCUGCAUCGUCCUCUUCCUAGGAGAGGAAUUUUAUGAAGCCUCCCCGUACGAGCCGGCCACCUCUCGUCUCUCUGAUAUAUUCAGGCUCGCUUCAAUUUUCUCAGGAAUGGACCCGGCCACCGCCUCCAAGAGCAACCACUGCCUGGACGCGGCCAAGGCCUGCAACCUCAACGACAACUGCAAGCGCCUGCGCUCGGCCUACAUCUCCACCUGCAACCGGGAGCUGUCGGCCGCCGAGCCCUGCAGCCGCCGCAAGUGCCACAAGGCCCUGCGCCAGUUCUUCGACCGCGUGCCCGGCGAGUUCACCUUCCGCCUGCUCUUCUGCUCCUGCAAGGACACGGCGUGCGCCGAGCGCCGCCGCCAGACCAUCGUCCCCUCCUGCUCCUACGAGGACAAGGACAGGCCCAACUGCCUGGACCUGCGCGGCGCCUGCCGGGCCGACCACCUGUGCAGAUCCCGGCUGGCCGAUUUCCACACCAACUGCCAGGCCACCUUCCAGUCCCCGACCAGCUGUCCCGGGGACAACUUCCAGGCGUGCCUGGGCUCCUACGCCGGGCUCAUCGGCUUUGACAUCACCCCCAACUACGUGGACGCCAGCACCACCAGCAUCACCAUCUCGCCCUGGUGCUCCUGCAAAGGCAGCGGGAAUAUGGAGGAGGAGUGCGAGAAAUUCCUGCGGGAUUUCACGGAAAAUCCCUGUCUCCGAAACGCCAUCCAAGCUUUUGGGAACGGCACCGACGUGAACCUGGUUCCCAAAAAUCCCAAUCCCGCCGCGACGGCGUUGCCGAAGGUGGAGAAGAGCGCGGCGCUGCCGGACGAUGCCGACGACGGCAACGCCGCCUACGGCACGAGCCUCAGCAGCACCUGCACCUCCCUCCAGGAUCAAGGCCUGAAUCCCAACAAAUCCAAGGAGCAGAGCUUGUGCUACUCCCAGGCCCAGCUGACCACGGAUGCGAUGCCGGAGCAGAAGACGUUCACGGAUCCCAAGGCGGGAAGUAGCCGGCAGCGGGAGAUCCGGAUCCUGCUCCUCGUUCCCAUCCUGAUCCCGGCGCUGGGGCCAUAGAGGGGCGGGAAGGAGCGGCCGGUGGGACGGGGACGCUCGGACCGGUGCCACCGGUGCCACCAGUGCCACCAGUGCCACCAGCGCCACCAGUGCCACCAGUGCCACCAGCGCCCACCGCUGCCGCGCUUGUGCCGCAGACUGGAACGCUCCCAAAUCCCGGGAAUGCCGAGCUCCGGAGAGGCAGGAGGAGCCUUCACCACGCUGGGAAACCUCGGUGGUUUUCUUCCUACUUUUCAUUUUUCCCGGUUUUUUUGGGGUGGUUUUUAUUUUUUUUUGGUCUUUUCCGGGUUGGUUUUUCCGGAGCGGCUCCUGGGAAAACUCCCUGGGAUGGGCCUGGAAUGGGGGUCUGGAGCUGCCAGCGGUGCCGGGGAGGGGAAAACCAUCGGAGAAAAGCUUUGGAAAGGUGAAUUGCAGGAAUUUUGCUCCGGGGUGGCCACAGGGACAGCGAGGAUUCCGCACGGGAACAUCCCGGAGGACGAAGGCGCCAUCGGGAGCCGCCUGGACGGGACUCCCGCAGCUCUUCCCGUUGGUUUUUGGGGAAUUUUGGUUGGGAUUUUUCCUCGGAGAGUUUCCGAAUGGAAAAGAAAAGAAACUGGUGUGAAACGUG